Messenger RNA from Lolium perenne, 2227 nucleotides. Its product is annotated as pectinesterase. NCBI's taxonomy places the organism in Eukaryota, Viridiplantae, Streptophyta, Magnoliopsida, Poales, Poaceae. Gene Ontology annotation, biological process: cell wall modification. The record is from RefSeq and is a predicted model, not a curated record. Gene Ontology annotation, molecular function: enzyme inhibitor activity; pectinesterase activity.
UCCAGCAGACUCUGUUCCUCGGAAAAAGGACAGACCACAACCACAUACUCACCAAAGAAACAAUCAGCCACGACGGGAAAAAAAACUUCCUCAUUGUUUUUUCCUAAUCAUAGCGAGUUCAUCGUUUGAUUCGUUUUUUCCCAACGCGUAUAUCAAACUGAUGCCCAUCGAUCGUUAUCGAUUUGCGCUGCGGCAUCGAUCUGCUGUUUGUGCGCGGCAAUGCCGUCCUCCCGCAGCUCGUCGGCGGAGGACGACGAAAACACGCCGCGCACGAAGCUCCUCGUCGGGGGUAUCUCGGCUUUCUUGCUCCUCGCCAUGAUUGUCGGGACGACGGCGUUCGUCCUGUCGGAGAAGGUGGAGGAUGAGGGGGACAAGGAGAAACGCGCCAUGGCCUCCACGAUGCGCACCGUGGACCUUUUCUGCACGCCGACGGACUACCAGGCCACGUGCAAGGAGACGCUGACCAAGACGCUGGAGCGUUCGUCCAAUCCGGCCGACCACCCGCACGCCGCCGCCGCCGCGGCGAUCACCGCGGUCGGGCAUGAGCUGGUGAGCGCCUUCAACCGGUCGUCGCUGCUGGACGCAGUGCGCGAGAGCAACGACACGCUGGUCCAGGAGGCCCUGCGCGACUGCAAAAUGCUCCUGGACGACUGCGCCGCGGACAUUGAGCGUGCGCUCAACAGCGUCGCGUACCGCGGAGUGGACGGGCCGGCGCAGGACCUCCAGGCCUGGCUGAGCGCGGUGAUCACGUUCCAGGGCUCCUGCGUCGACAUGUUCCCAAAGGGCGACAUCAAAGUCCAGAUGAAGGAGACCAUGGAGAGGGCGCGAGAGAUCUCCAGCAACGCCAUCGCCAUCAUUCAGCAGGGCGCUGCCCUCGCCGCCAUGCUCGAGAUCGACGCCGGCGCGAGCGUCAGCCUCCCGAACGAGGCGGAGGACGACGACGGCGACGACAAUGACAAUGACAAGGACAACGCCCAGCAACAGGAAAGCGACGGAGGCGAGCGCCGGCUCCAGGAAGAGUCCGCAUCAUCCGAGGUCCCCUCGUGGGUGCCCCACGAGGACCGUAAGCUUCUCGACGAGGCGGAAGAAGAACGCAAUGGCGGGCUCACGCCCAACGUGACGGUGGCCAAGGAUGGCACAGGCGACUUCAAGAACAUCUCGGCCGCCUUGGACGCGAUGCCGCGGAAUUACAGCGGGAGGUACGUGAUUUACAUCAAGGAAGGUGUCUACGACGAGACGGUGAAUGUGACCAAUGGAAUGUCCAACAUCACCAUGUACGGCGACGGCGCCAAGAAAUCUAUCAUCACCGGGAGCAAGAACGUCGCCGACGGCGUAAGGAUGUGGAGAACCGCCUCUUUAGCGGUGGACGGCGAUAGGUUCAUGGCGGUGAAGCUGGGGAUCCAGAACACGGCAGGGGACGAGAAGCAGCAGGCGCUGGCGCUGCGCGUCAAGGGCGACCGGGCCAUCUUCUUCAACUGCCGGGUCGACGGCCACCAGGACACGCUCUUCGCGCAGGCCUACCGCCAGUACUACCGGAGCUGCAUCAUCUCCGGCACCGUCGACUUCGUCUUCGGCGACGCCGCGGCCGUCUUCCAGCGUUGCGUGAUGCUCGUCAGGGACCCGCUCCCGGGGAAGCCCGGUGUGGUGACCGCGCACGGACGCCGCGAUCGGCAGCAGACCACCGGCUUCGUCCUGCACCGAACCCGCAUCGUGGCCGAUGACAGCCUCGCCAGCAAGUCGGCGACGGUGAAGACCUUCCUCGGGCGGCCGUGGAAGGAGUACUCGAGGGUGAUCGUGAUAGAGUCCAUCAUCGACGGCUUCGUGCACCAGCAGGGCUACAUGCCGUGGGAGGGCAAGAACAAUCUGGGCACGGCCUUCUACGGCGAGUUCGGCAACGUCGGCAACGGCUCCAACAUCACCGCGCGGGAGGAGAUGAAGGGCUUCCACGUGCUCAACAAGGAAAAGGCAAAGCAGUUCACGGUGGAGCACUUUUUGAACGGCGGCGAGUGGAUACCGGAGACUGGGACGCCGGUGAGGCUAGGGUUAUUCACAUGAUACGUACGGAUGGAUCAUGGAUUAAUUCUUGUUUGCGUGCGUAGACGGUGUGUACGAGCAGUCGAGUGUGUGAAUGCAUCGUCGGGUUCAAUUGUAAUGUAUGUACAAAAUAUACAAAUAGUGUCAAUAUACAUGCCUAAAGAGGAGGAAUGAAGGAAGUUGAUUUGGAAAA